Hyla sarda is the source of this 5089-nucleotide messenger RNA. RefSeq names its product kyphoscoliosis peptidase-like. The coding region runs from base 1429 to 4494 and encodes 1021 amino acids. The record is from RefSeq and is a predicted model, not a curated record. NCBI's taxonomy places the organism in Eukaryota, Metazoa, Chordata, Amphibia, Anura, Hylidae. The transcript has 9 exons.
CUCGGUCUGUCCCAGAAACCGGGCAAACAAGCAGGAUGCACCCCAGCAGCAAGCAGAAGAAGUAACACAGAUGAAAAACCGCACAACUCAAGGCAGAGUCAGUCCGGGGAGGGAGAACGAUCACUGCAUGAAGGGUGAUGUCUGGGUGAUCUGCAAGGUUUCCUGCCAUCCGUUGCAAGUGCCAAGCUGCGGCCGUCAUCAUGAUCACGAUGCAUCCUGGAAGGACGAGCGUCCAUCAGAGACCUGGAGCGGGAUCAGGAGCAUCGUCCGGGCAAUUGUUCUGCAGGAGAAGGGUGCCGUUCACUCAGCAACGAUUCCAGAGCAGAGGCAGCCUGGGAUGCGGAAGUGUAAGACGUGGAAGUCCCAUGAAGGUGGUGCACCUUUAAAGUGGUCAGAUACAGCAGCUGGAAACAUCUUUUUGCCUUGUAUAGUUCCGAGCACAACUUGCUGAAUGCACGUCUCUGUUUGAAAUAUUCAAACAGCAGGAGACGCCUGUUGCGAAAUUCCAGCGGGUAUGUGCGUUUACCAUAGGCAUGGAGAAGCUCCAACUUGUCAUUGCAAUCCAGGAGCUUGAAAAUCACAUGUCACGGCCGAGACUGUACACUGUCGUGAUGAUUUGAGCGUGAGACAGAUGGCGGGUUGGAGCCCAGACGGUGCGCUCGCUCCACCUGGCAUAGGUGUAGUAGUCCCAGGGUUUUAGGCAGGUCACGUUCAUAGAACCUUUGCAGGUCAGAAUGGGGGACUGAUUCACUCACACCCCACUAUGUGUAGGUUGUUGCGUGAGAGCAGUUCUCAAGGUCCUCAAAUUUUUCACAAAUCUGUUUCUGCACGGCGCAGACGGGUCGCCAGCCCGCUGUUCUCAUCUUCCAGGGACACUAUACGCUUUUCCGCCUCAUCCAGCCGAUCAGCAUGGCCAUAUACAUACUUUUGCAGCUUUAACACUGUGGCCUUCAUGGUAGUCUGCAUGGCCGCUUGUACGUCUGGUAAGAUGAGCUGCACCAUUUUAGCAGCCAGUGCCUGCAGAUCUACAGGCCAGGCUUCUGCAGCUGAAGCAGCCUGCUUAUUGAGCUGCAGGCUGCUUUACAUGUCUGGAGGAGCCUCCUCAGCACUGAAGAGGAGCUGACUGCUGGUCUUCUCGUGCGCCUGUGCCAUUGCAGAGCCUGGCGGGACCCCUGCGGGAGAAGAUGAAGCUGCCGGAUUCUGGCUGUUGAGGACUACGUAUCGGUCCAUCAUCUCUCAUGGCUCUAAGGAAGUCAAGUUCGAGUAGAAAUUCACCCCAAAAAUAGUCAGCCACAGUUGUUCAACAGGCCACCUCUGCCUAAAGAUGUUACAGUUCCUACCUGGAAUGGCAGCAGAUGGGAGCAAAUUUCGCAGCCUAGCGCCAAAGACUUUUAUGCUUACCCCUGGGAUACAUCUUGCCUUAAGUCAAUGCCCGUCAACUUGAAGAACUUUGAGAAACUGGAUACAUAUGCUGCGCAGGUGGCUAAACCAAAUACAGUUGAAGAGUUGGUAAAAUCACUGCUAAAGAUGGCACGAACUGACCUGGAGAAAGUCCGUGCCAUCUGGAUGUGGAUCUGUCACCACAUAGAGUAUGACUUAGAGGCUCUGGAAGAUAAGUCAAAGUGGUGUGGUGACCCCAAUCAGAUACUGCUCACAGGGAAAGGAGCGUGUGAGGGAUACGCAAGCUUGUUUGAAAACAUGUGCAGACUUGCUGGCAUCAAGUGCCUAAAAAUUGGUGGCUAUUCUAAGGGUCACAGCUAUGAUUUGGGCCAGACAUUCUCUGACGAGACAAACCAUGCCUGGAAUGCGGUUUAUCUAAACAAGAAAUGGCAUCUUCUGGACUCUACAUGGGGAGCCGGACAUGCAGACAGCAAUAGUAGCAAGUUUAACUUUAGAUACAAUGAAUUUUAUUUUCUGACGCAUCCAGCCUUAUUUAUAGAAGAUCAUUUCCCUGAUAACCAGAACUGGCAACUAUUACAAGUCCCACUCUCACUUAAACAGUUUGAAGGGAACAUACGGCACAAGAGCAGCUUCUAUAAUGCCGGGCUGAUAGCAUCCUAUCCAGAGACUCUCCAGGUGGAAACAGUUAAUGGAAAGGCCAAAUUUUCAAUCGAGGGACAUUUCCCUGCUCUUUUUUCUUUCACUCUAAAUAAAACGGAGAAGCCUGGUCUUCUGACCCUAACUAAACAUGGAAUGCAGCUGGAGGUGUAUCCACAAGCAACUGGCAGACACCGUCUGGAACUUUUUACCAAACUUUAUGAUAGCACAAAGGAAACAUAUGAAAGCAUUGUGGAAUAUAUAAUCUGCUGUGGAUCUGUAGAUCCUGUGUUCAAGAUCCCCAGGGAAUUAGAUGUUGUGGUUGGCCCAAGUUGGCUGACAGACAAGAAGGGGUUUCUGCAGCUUACAUGCCGUGACCCAGUGAUUAACACCCCGGAUGGACGCUGUACUAUCGGUUUCACACUAGCCAAACGAAAUGUUGUAAUAGCAACUUUGCAUAGUGAUCUCAUCAAACCUGGAGAUGAGAGGAGAUAUGUCUUGCAAACCCUCCGAGGCAACAGAGUGGAGUUUAAGAUCCAUUUACCUCAACAAGGCCACUAUGCCUUAAAGAUACAUAAUUCAACUGGCCAAGGAAAGUUUGAGUGUUUUUGCAAUUAUCUUAUUGUGUGUACAAAUCCUGAUGUUGCAUGGCCACCAUUCCCGAAAAAGCUGCAAAACCCUGUUGGGCCAACUGCCCUAAUGGAAAAGAAAGGCCUUCUGCAACCAUCUUGUCGUGAUCCUAUCAUUUAUUCUUCAGAUGGAUAUUCCAUUAUUUCAUUCACAUUAAAAGAUAACAUAAAAAUUCUGACAGCACUUCUGAGCGAUGAUCCAUCUCUAAAUGACUGUGGGGGGAAGCGCAAUGUGACACAAGUGCAAAGAGGGCAGCACUUAGAACUACAAGUCCGUCUACCUCAAACAGGAUCUUACGUUCUUCAGAUAUUUGCUGACAGUAAAACCUCUCCCCCUACCUUUGAAUAUAUCUGUAAUUACUUGAUUUGCUGUUCUGGUAUAGAUACCUCCAGCUCUGAGGCACCUGUCAUACCGCACAUACCAGUGGGUUCAAGCAAUACAACAGAUAAAAAAGGUUUCAUCCAGCCAUCACAGUUAGGACAAGUAAUUGAUAGCCCAGAUGGACGUUGCUCUCUAAAUUUUUCCUUGGAUAGGGAUAUGAACUGUUUGGCUACAUUACAUUCAGACGAUAACAAGUGGAACAGCCAAAUGGAAAGAAGAUACAUUCUGCAAACUCAAAGACAGCGGCAGGUGGAGUUCUACGUCCAGCUCCCAAAAAGUGGCUCAUACGAAUUAAGAGUCUAUGCAGAUAAUAAAUUUCAGCCAGGAAACUACGAGUUUGUAUGCAGUUAUCUCAUUUCAUGUUCAAACCCAAAGGUAGAAUGGCCACCAUUCCCCAACAUAUUGCAAAACCCAGUUGGGCCCACACCAUCAUUAGAGAAAAAAGGCCUUUUGCAACCAUCCCAAACAAAACCAAUAAUCCACUCAAAUGAUGGUCGGUGCUCUCUAUCUUUUACACUCAAGAAAGAGAUGGGGAUAUUUGCCAGGCUACAGUCUGAAGAUGUGCUAUUGACUGAAGAAGGUGAAAGGAGACAUGUUCUACAAGUCCAGAGACAAAACAUUGUGGAGUUUCAUAUACAGCUGCCUCAGGCAGGCAUGUACGUUCUGAAGAUUUACACAGAGUCUGAGCAGGGCAGCUUUAGGUUUGCCUGUAACUAUCUGAUUUCUUGUGUUACUACUCAAGUGAAAUGGCCUUUGCUACCAGUUGAGUUAUGCAACCCUGUUGGGCCUAGUUAUCUCUCUGAUAAAAAAGGACUUCUCCGUCCAUCUCAUCUGGACCCAACGAUUCAUACAGAUGAUGGCCGCUGCUGUAUUAGCUUUGCCUUGGAUGAAAAGAUUGAAGUUAUGGCUACCCUCCAUUCUGAUGAUAUCACAUCGGAGGAGGCAAGAAGGAGGUUCAUUUUCCAAGCAGAAAAGGAAGGCCGGGUUGAAUUUGAAAUCCAACUUCCUAAAGCCGGUAACUAUGUGCUGAAGGUCUGCACCAAAAAGAAGACAGACCUAAGCAACGUUUACGACUAUGCCUGCAAUUACCUCUUAUGUUGUUCCAAUACAAAAAUACGGUGGUCAUUUUUUCCAAUGAGAUAUAGUGCAUGGAAUGUGAAUUAUGAACUCCUGGAACCACGGACUGGUAUCCUGCCAGCCAACAGCGAGGUACAGUUCAGGAUUAAGGCCAAAGGCCUGGCAGCAGUGGUCAUCAAAGGCAAGAACGUUUGGCCUCUGACAUUAAGUCGAGAUGGAUUUUGGGAAGGAGUCUGUAGCACAGCUGGAAGCAAGGACAUACAAGUGCUAAUGACAAAUAAUCUGAACAAGAAUUAUGCUCUAGUACUUAGUUAUCAGGUGAAGGGUGCAGUUCAUCAGCGUUUAAUAGAAAGCUCAUAUUCCUCUUAGCUUCGCAAGUUGGAAAACUCCUUCCAAUUCUCCAGCUCCCCUCCAAUAUGAAUCAUCUUAAUGAGAACACUUGUCAGAGGUGCUAAAACCAGUUAUGAUCAGCUACAUUGAAAGCUUUUGUGUGUGUCAUAUUAAUGCACUCUAUCCUGAUCUCAGCUACAAUUUGGCUGAUAUAGCAUGCUUUUUUAUUGGGGUUAUCUUAGUACGGUUUGUUUAACAGCCACAUUUUCCACAUUCUGUCAACAAGAAGCAGAUGUUUCUCCUUACCACUGAGACUGUAUAUAUCAAUUUGUCAACUAUUAGUGCUGUGUGUGUGAAUGACUGGACAAUAUUACUGCAGAAUGUAUGGUCACAUCAUACCACUGUGAACUGCAAUAAGCAGCCAGCGCAAUGUAUCUUAAAACUGUAUAGGAAUUGAAACCGUGUUUACUGUAACAUAAAUAUAUAUACAUACACUUAUGAUAUGGCCAGUUUUAAUUGAAGGUAUAAACAUUUGUCCAACCCUUAGGAGCAGUAUAGCUAACUCUCAUAUCCCUGGGUAGCUUACUGAUCUGUAUAUUUUUACCUGUCUUACAUCUGAAUUUUGUCCCAAACA